AUGCGAUCCCUUGUACUCCUUGCCAUCUCGGCUGCUUGCUACCUAUCUGUUUCUGCUACAAUGCAGAAUGUGACCGUCAAAGGUAUUGCUGUAUGCAAUAAGAAACGUAUGGGAAACGUUCAUGUCGAGCUAUACGACAAGGACACAUUGAACCCUAACGACCUUCUGGCUGAGACGCAUACCAACUCUGAUGGCGAAUUUGAACUAUACGGACAGGAAGACGAGGUCGGCACCAUUGAGCCUUUCAUUCGCCUCCAUCACCCUUGCAAGGCAAAGCCGGGGUGCCAACGCGUUGGUGACUACAUCGUACCAGCGGAUAAGAUCGGUGGAGUCUACGACAUGACCUACGUGACGCUUGAUAUCGCCGUACCAGACGAGUCGGAGAAAUGCUAA
Messenger RNA from Cooperia oncophora, 393 nucleotides. NCBI's taxonomy places the organism in Eukaryota, Metazoa, Nematoda, Chromadorea, Rhabditida, Trichostrongylidae. The record is from the annotation of a GenBank genome assembly.